Molecule: messenger RNA, 3582 nt
Organism: Symbiodinium sp. CCMP2592
Lineage: Eukaryota; Dinophyceae; Suessiales; Symbiodiniaceae
Source: the annotation of a GenBank genome assembly
AUGCUCCAGAGCCAUGGCCAUGGCUUUCCUGCAAGCACCUGCGGACCUGCUCUGAGCUUCUUCGCGCUUGCGCUCUGCUUGGCCCUGCAGGACCGGGGGUUGGCGGAAGCAGCGGAAGCGAGUGCGGGUGCGGGCGUGGCUUGGGUUGGCAUCAACGGCGGCUUCGACGAAGACUACGUGGACAGCCAGGGGCGGCUCUGGCAUCACACGCAUGAGGCCUGGACUCCAAAAAGCUGGGGCGGCUGGAUGGGCUCGGAGCCCCGAGACUACUCCAACUCCUGGGGCUCCCCGAGGAUGAAGUGCAAGACUUGGCCAAAAGACUACGACCAGGACUACGAGGCCCUCUUGCACCACUACAGCAUUGAGGCCGGCACCAAUCAGACCUUCCGCGUGAACCUGCAAGAUUCCCAGGAACCUGUGAGUUACUACACGGUGAAGUACAACUUCUGCGAGAAACAGUGGCAUGGUGGCGGCAAGAUGGACAUCGUGAUCAACGGGAAGGUCGUGAAGAAGGACUACAUCACCAAGUGCCACCACACACGUACCGACAUCUACCACUUCAAGUGUAUCCCCACCCUCGCCGGUGUGAUCGAAGUCAGCAUUCAAGGAGACCCUGACGUGAAAGGAGGACAAGCGCGGUUCUCUACUCUGGAAUUUGAGAAAUCCUCGGAUGGCUGCGGCAGCUGCUCGGGCAAGUCUUGUGGCAAGGGCUUCUGCAGCUCGACGAGCUUCUACGACUACUCCUCGAGAUGCGAUUUCGGCAGCGAGGGAAUGGUCAACGAGUUCGACUUGGAGGAGGCCCAGGAGGAGGCCUCUUCCUGCAAGUGCGAUGCGGAUGUGCAGGGAGAAGCCUGCGAGCUGGGCGCCUGCGCGGCCGUCUCUUGCAACGAGCCCUUUGGUGGCUUCUGCCUGGAGGGCAAAUGUCAGUGCAUCGAGGGCCACAGCGGAGAGAACUGCGAGGUGGCACCCGACAUCGACGAUUUCGGCUGCUACGCUCAGCACGAGGAGGUCUCGGAUUUCCUGACGGUGUCCACGGUGUGCCUUCCGGAGCUGAUCGCAGGUCCGGCCAGGCACGGGCACAUCUUCCGCGGACCUUCCCCGAUGAAUGCCGUGGCAGACAAGACCCAGCCCAAUCUCUACUUCUCUUGGACGGCCGAUUUGGAGUAUGGCAAAGCUGCUUCUGCUGGAGAUGAGGGUCGGGUCUAUGUCAGCAAGCUGGUGUUGCCCUCAGGGAAGGGUGAGCCGGUGGUUCUGGCGGAGAGCAAGGCCUUCGACGGAUUUGCUCGGGCCGGUGGCAUCGAUCUCACGGAGGACGGCUUGGUGGGAACGCUCUGCGCCAAGUAUUGGCAUCCUUGGGUGGAAAACACGGGGAAGGGCCUCCACAACGCUGCCAUGGUUCUGGCAGUCUGUGAGGUGAACACCACCACCAUGCAAACGAAGAAGCCGUGGCAGAUAGGCAAGCAAUACCAAGCAGAGGAGACGGCACCCAACACAGGGAUCUGGGGCAGUUUGCCCUUGUCCGCUUGGUUUGCUCAGCGUUCGGCCGGUUACGGCUACCUGGUCUACUCUCCGGCGCACCGGUCAUGGACGGCCUGGUACGGGGCCACCGUGGGUUCUCACACAGGUUUCGCCAUGCAUACAUACUAUCGGGAUGCACCGAUGAUCAGCGCGGAGGAGUACGAGAAGUACAGCUAUCCGGUGCCUCGAGAUCAAGUGGAGUUUCUGGAGGAGGCUUCCGGGCCGUGGCGAGACCACCACCGAACAGGCACCGGCGACCACCAAGCAUCGGCAGCCGUUUCCUACCAUCCGCUUCUGCAGGACAUAGGCCUGCAGAAGCAUACGCACGGCCCCGUGUACAUGCAGCAGUACGGCCUGAGCCCACUUUCUGAGGGAAGCGCCUUUUCUCCGCCGGGCCACAAGACCGGGAGGCUGGAGCUUUCUUUCAGCAACGACACGGGAGUGCAGGCCAACGCGCUGAGGCCUUGUGGCGACGGCUGGCUGGUGGGGAUCAUCGCUGAGAGCGGCAACGUCUGCGCGAAGAUCAGCCGUUUGGGAGAGAUCUUGAAAUGGAAGGUGAUCGAGGCCUCGGUUGGCAAGAUGCCCUGUGGCAGCAGCGGCAAGAACUGCGGAGACCAGGCCCCUGGCCGCAUGCUGCGCCUCGCCCGCUUGGGCCGCGAGAGCGACAGCUCGGACUGCGGCCCGGAGCAGCGCUUUCUGAUGGGUUUCGAGAAGUCCGACAAGUCUCGGUGGCUUGUGGAGCUGGAUGGCGACUGCAACGAAGUGUCGGAGCGGAGCGACGUGACGCGGCACACCCACUGGCCGCUCUAUCAGGACUGGACCACCACGGCCGACGGCGCCGUGGCGUGGGUGACGAGCUGGCACAUUGACAAGGAGGGGCGAUGGGGCCCUGCGGGGAGCCCCAACGGCGUGUGGCCUUACGACCCGAAGCCGAUGAACGAGGACGCGCACGAGGAGUCCCCGCAGACGCCCCUCUUCGGGCCAACCCCGGAUGCGACGAACGCUGCGAAAAUCACGGUCUACUAUCCAAGAAGCGUGCCUACCACGUCCAGCACCACCAGCACGGCAAUGACCACCACCACAGUCUCGGCGAGCACUUCCACCUCCAGCACCAGCUCCAGCACCAGCAGCUCCGGUGGCAGCGACGGCUUCGAGGACGUGGACGGCUUGGGCCGCGCCUGCCGGGGCGCGCACGAGAACGACAACUCCGCCAGCCACUACCGCGUCGUCGCUUCCGGCUCCGGGUCCUUGGAGGCCUGCAAGGCUGCGUGCCUCCUGGAGCCUCUCUGCGUGGGCUUGGAGUUCUCCAAGGGCCGCUGCGAGGUUUGGACGCGGCCGGGCGGGAUCCGCGCCACGAAGGCUCUGGGUCCGAACUUCCGCUGCCUACGCUACGAGCCCGACGAGCCCAACUCUUUCCAGCCGGUGGAGGGAGGUCUUGGGAAAACCUGCAGAGGGGCAAAUGCCGACGACAACUCCCCCAACUACUACGAGACUCACGAAGGCGUCGACCACCUCUUCGAGUGCAAGGCCUUGUGCUUGAAGAAUGCGGAGUGCAAGGGGAUCGAGUACGGCUUCGUGCUGCGGCGAUGCGAGGUUUGGACGCGAGCAGUCCAAGCCACAGCGAGCGUCGAAGGUUUCGCUUGCUGGGCGCGGGACACAGACUUCCAACUCGUAAACGGGGCUGACCAGGCUUGUCGAGGCGCUCACAGCAACGACAACUCUGCGAGCUACUACACGGUUGUUCGAGAGCAAAGCUUAGACGCAUGCAAGUUGGCUUGCACUGGACAUACCGACUGCAAGGGAAUCGAGUACUCUGCCGGUCGUUGUGAAGUGUGGACACGACCAGAAGGCAUUCAGGCGACCUUCCCGCUCAAAGGCUUUUCGUGUUUGCGAUACCAGUCUUCCUCCACGGCAUCGCCGGCUCUGGUGCAGAAGAAACCUCGCUCUCGGCGCCAGUACUUUCUUGGUCCUGCCUUCCUGCAGACAGGCUACAAACAGCCAACGUCCGUGACAGAGUUCACGGAGGGCCCAGAUGUUACAGAUGUUACAGACUCAGAGCUCUGA